Messenger RNA from Vigna unguiculata (cowpea), 1499 nucleotides. RefSeq names its product Basic-leucine zipper (bZIP) transcription factor family protein (gene DPBF2). The record is from RefSeq and is a predicted model, not a curated record. Lineage: Eukaryota; Viridiplantae; Streptophyta; Magnoliopsida; Fabales; Fabaceae. Gene Ontology annotation, molecular function: DNA-binding transcription factor activity. Gene Ontology annotation, cellular component: nucleus. Gene Ontology annotation, biological process: positive regulation of DNA-templated transcription.
UGAAACCAUUUCUACCAUUCUCUUUAAUCUCUUCCUCUAUUUCACCUUGUUCUUCUUCUUCCUUUACUCAUCGCCUAUAUUAACUCCUCACAUCUUCCUCAUUUUUCAUAAUUCAGUCUCUUCCUUCUCUUGAGCAAGAGGUGCCACUGCAUUUUCAGCUGAACCAGCAAAAUUCAGUGACGAGGCCAGUGGCAAGAACGGAAAGAGCUCAGGAACGAUGAACAUGGAUGAAUUCAUAGCCAGCAUUUGGAACACCGAUGAAAUCCAAGUGAACCCUCCUCUACCCUACGAUGAAGCUGAAAAGAACAAAGGCGUUGCACCGGAACCCACCAUUCCUCAGCCAAACUCAGCCUCAGCCUCAACCUCUGUCCCUCCCCCAAAUUGCAAGAAAACUUCGGAAGAAGUUUGGUCUCAGAUCCAGAAAAGCCAACCACAAAACACUGAACCUGAAAACAACAACAACACCACUCUUGCUAGGAAUGAAACCCUCCAAAAUGAAUCCACAUUUGGAGAAAUGACUUUGGAGGAUUUCCUGGUAAAAGCUGGGGUUGUUACUGAAUCAACACUGUUCACUACUAUAUUACCUCAGAAUCAUUUCCCUACCAUCCCAACUCAUGUGCCAUUUAACACAAGCUAUAUAUUAAUAGGCACUACUGGAUCUAAUGUCAAUGUGCCCUGUGCUAGAUUUGAACCACCUCAAAUGCUGCCACAGAAUAACCACUUUGUUAUGAGGAAUCUCCCUCCUGCAAAUGUUGCUGUGGAGAAUCCUCAAAACAUAGCUGAAUCAAGUAGCAACAAGGGUAAGAAGAGGAUCAUGUCUGGUCCUCCUGAAGUGGUAGUAGAGAGAAGGCAGCGCAGAAUGCUGAAGAAUCGAGAAUCUGCAGCACGAUCUCGUGCAAGAAGACAGGCAUAUACUGUGGAGCUUGAAGCAGAGCUGGGAAAUCUCAAAACCGAGAAUGAGAGUCUGAAAAAUAUUCUGGUAGACAAUAUUGAAAUUGAGGGUUCUUAUUAUUUUUUUUUUCUUUCUAAAUGUUUUUUGGUGUUUAACAUAUUUUAUAUUCUUUUACAUCUGCAACAGGCUGAAGAUGAAGAGAAGAGAAAGAAAAUAUUAACUGAGUUCAUGAAGACACCACCCUCAACAAUGGCUCAAAAGAGGAAUGAAAAACUGAAGAAACUGAAGAGGCCUCUGAGUGCAUCCUGGUGAGUGGUGAAGAAGCUUUAACGGCAGGCACAUUAGAAGAUGAACAUGCACAUUGUGAGAAAAAGGAAAUAAAGUGUAUGUGUUAUCUGAGAUGCACCUGAACCGUUUAUCAAGAUCUAAAAUGCUGGUUUAUUUUGAAGUAUGGAGAGUAGAAGAAAAUAAGAGUUAUGAAUAUUAUCGUUAUAAGUGUUGCUUUUGUUUCUUUGAAAUAUGCACCUGGUGUCUCAGUUUUUAAUUUCCUGGUUUGUAAUAAAACUAUCUGUGAGUUUUUAUGUUAAGUGUGGUUUAUUUUGCAUAA